Messenger RNA from Thamnophis sirtalis, 449 nucleotides. Lineage: Eukaryota; Metazoa; Chordata; Lepidosauria; Squamata; Natricidae. The record is from RefSeq and is a predicted model, not a curated record.
CCUGCUGCGCGCCUCGUCUUCAGCCCCGGCCAGCAGGCACGAUGUCCAGCGCGUCGCACGACCCCUUCUACUCCUCGCCCUUCGGCCCCUUCUACCGGCGCCAUACGCCCUACAUGGUGCAGCCUGAGUACCGAAUCUACGAGAUGAACAAGCGGCUGCAGGCUCGCUCCGAGGACAGUGACAACCUGUGGUGGGAUGCCUUUGCGACAGAGUUUUUUGAAGAUGAUGCAACUUUAACACUUUCCUUUUGUUUGGAAGAUGGACCAAAGCGAUACACCAUUGGAAGGACCCUCAUCCCUCGUUAUUUUAGUACUGUCUUUGAAGGAGGAGUGACAGACCUGUAUUACAUCCUCAAGCACUCAAAAGAAUCCUAUCACAGCUCCUCCAUCACAGUGGAUUGUGAUCAAUGCACCAUGAUCAGCCAGCAUGGAAAACCUAUGUUCACAAAG